Alligator mississippiensis (American alligator) is the source of this 8687-nucleotide messenger RNA. RefSeq names its product solute carrier family 5 member 7 (gene SLC5A7). Gene Ontology annotation, biological process: choline transport; synaptic transmission, cholinergic; transmembrane transport. The transcript is spliced from 9 exons. Gene Ontology annotation, molecular function: choline:sodium symporter activity. Lineage: Eukaryota; Metazoa; Chordata; Crocodylia; Alligatoridae. Bases 693 to 2429 code for a protein of 578 amino acids. The record is from RefSeq and is a predicted model, not a curated record. Gene Ontology annotation, cellular component: plasma membrane; dendrite; synapse.
ACAAAGGCAAGCCACAUAGAAAGAGGUGACUGUGUCUUUUCUACACUUGUCACCUGAGGUCUAGAGAAACUAAGAAGAUUUGGGGAACAAACCUGCUGCUCAGCUGUCCUUUCUGCAGCAGCUCAAAGAGCCCUAGAGAGCUCUCCUCUGGGGAUGGGCUGAACACUUAGUGCUUCCCCCCAUGGAAAUCGGGAAUGCAUGAGUAGAGGUGGGGAAGCAGCAUUUCCCAGGAAGGGAACCCAGGGCAUCUCUUAGCUGGCGGAGAAUGUGGCUGUAUGUCAGUGGUGUGCACUGCUGCACAGGACAUUGUGUGCAUGUGCUCUGGUAGACUUGAUGCUGCUGAGGGGCUGGAGCCUUUGCAAUGUGCCUGUCCCUUUAAAGAAGGGGAAAGCUGCUGCUCACACUCUGCCUCUGUGGGUGGACACAAGGCACUGGGAUCCGACUGCUUGAUGCCAGUUCAAGUGAGAGUGGAGACAGAGAGCUGAGACAGAAGGGGAAAGAGGAAACCUGCUGCAAAAGAGGUGAAUGAGGAAAGAGAAAAGAAUAAGUAACACUGGAGAAGGGAAUAGCUUUGAGGGGGAGAAUAUUUGAAGGGAAAACCUUUGGCUGGAUGGAACAAAAGAUACAGCGAACUAUUUUCUCUGAAUAAAUCUUAAUGAAAUAGCAUUUCAAGGAACAAUCGUGAUUUCAACAUGCCUUUCCAUGUGGAGGGGCUGGUAGCUAUAAUUGUGUUCUACUUGGCAAUCCUGCUUGUUGGAAUAUGGGCUGCCUGGAAAACCAAAAAUAUUGGCAGCAGUGGAGACCGCAGCGAAGCCAUUAUAGUCGGUGGAAGAGAUAUAGGCUUGCUAGUCGGUGGAUUUACAAUGACCGCCACUUGGGUUGGAGGAGGCUACAUCAAUGGGACCGCAGAGGUUGUGUAUGUCCCAGGCUAUGGGCUGGCUUGGGCACAGGCACCCAUUGGAUAUUCCCUUAGCCUGAUUUUAGGUGGUCUGUUUUUUGCAAAACCUAUGCGUUCCAAAGGCUAUGUUACAAUGUUAGACCCUUUCCAGCAGAUGUAUGGAAAACGAAUGGGAGGGCUGUUGUUUAUCCCUGCAUUAAUGGGAGAGAUGUUCUGGGCUGCCGCCAUAUUUUCUGCAUUAGGUGCCACAAUAAGUGUGAUAAUUGAUAUAAAUAUCAAUAUUUCAGUUAUUGUUUCUGCUCUGAUUGCAACGAUGUACACUGUAGUGGGUGGACUGUACUCAGUUGCCUACACUGAUGUGGUUCAGCUCUUCUGCAUCUUCCUAGGGCUGUGGAUCAGUGUUCCUUUUGCAAUGUUGCAUCCUGCAGUUGAAGACAUUGGGCGCACAGCUGUGAAGAAAGUACACCAGGAACCUUGGCUUGGAAAUAUAAAAUCACUUGAUGUCUAUACCUGGAUUGACAAUUUCCUUUUAUUGAUGUUGGGAGGAAUCCCAUGGCAAGCAUACUUUCAGCGAGUUCUUUCUUCAUCUUCUGCCAUGUAUGCUCAAGUAUUAUCAUUUCUGGCUGCUUUUGGCUGUCUUGUGAUGGCUCUUCCAGCAAUACUCAUUGGGGCAAUCGGAGCAUCAACAAAUUGGAACCAGACUGAGUAUGGUCCUACAGAACCCUGGAGAAGACAAGAAGCAGAUAUGAUUUUACCAAUUGUGCUUCAGUAUCUUUGUCCUGUCUAUAUUUCCUUCUUUGGUCUUGGUGCAGUAUCUGCUGCUGUGAUGUCAUCAGCUGAUUCUUCAAUCUUAUCAGCAAGUUCUAUGUUUGCUCGGAACAUUUAUCAACUUUCGUUUCGUCAAAAUGCUUCAGACAAGGAAAUAGUAUGGGUGAUGCGAAUCACUGUUUUUGUGUUUGGAGCAUCAGCAACAGCAAUGGCGCUGCUAGCUAAGUCAGUAUAUGGACUCUGGUACCUCAGUUCUGAUCUCGUUUACAUCAUCAUCUUCCCCCAACUGUUAUGUGUCUUAUUUAUUAAAGGAACCAACACUUAUGGGGCGAUUACAGGAUAUUUGUUUGGCCUCUUUCUCAGAAUAACAGGAGGAGAACCCUACCUUUACCUUCAGCCCUUGAUCAUGUAUCCUGGUUGUUAUAUCGAUGAAAGUGGUAUCUAUGUCCAGCGAUUCCCAUUUAAAACACUCGCCAUGCUUACUUCUUUCCUUACUAACAUUGCUGUCUCGUACCUAGCAAAGUACUUAUUUGAAAGUGGUACUUUGCCACCAAAAUUAGACUUCCUUGAUGCUGUUGUUGCAAAGUACAGUAAGGAACACAUGGACAAAACAACUCUUGUAAAAAAUGACAAUAUUAUAUUAAAUGAACUUGCACCCGUGAAUCCUCGUCACAGUCUAACUCUGAACUCAACUUUCACUAAUAAAGAUGCUUUCAGUGAUAUAGAUUCAAGCCCAGAGGCACCCAAUGCUAAAGAUAAUUAAAAUGAAAUCUUGCUUUUACAUGAAAAGCAAUGCAAUAGGGUAGCCCCAUCAAGAAUGGUAACAGAGACAAGAGUUUUUCUGUGAUAUGUUUUAUUGGCCCUAGACUUGAAGAAGGGUACUUUGUGCCCAAAAGCUUAUGCAGCAUCUCUCCCAACUAUACGGUUGAUCCAAUAAAAGAUAUCACCAAAAAACCCUUGCCUUUUGUACAUUUCCUGGACCUUCAUGACUACAACAAUGCUCCAGCUCUGCUGCAAAAAUGGUAACAAGCAUCUUGGCAGGAGAAAAAUGGAACUGGGAAAUACAAUUCCAUUGCACAGUUCUUUAAGUCACUUCCAGGACUUCGAGUACCCUGUGAAAUAAAUUGUUUUGUGCCACCAUCUGACUCGUUGGAUUGAGUUACACAAAGUUUAACAAAGGAUAAAUCCCACCCCCUGCCAUUCAAGCAGAACUAUGUACAACCGAAUGUAAUAAAUAUAUCAAAUGCAGACUAUAAAUAACAUGAACCUGUGGUAAUUAUUUAGUUGAGCCAGUAUAUAAAGAUACUCAAAAUUGUAUACAGUCAUUUAAGAGAUUAGACUAUGGUGGCUGAAAUACAAAAGAGUCAACAUUUUAAAUGGCACAAACUGAUAUAUUGUCAAUACUGUGCACGAUUAUUACUAAGGCUGUAAAUAAACCUUACAUUUGUCGCAGGAGAAAGCCUUUUGUCCCUCAACCCUAGAGUUACAAGACCACUGUCUCACUUCAAGUCCCACCAAAGUAUACAGAAUAAACUGUACUACUGCUUUUUCCUGGGCCAUCAUGGUGUGCAUCUGUAAAAUUAUAGAAGGUCAUUUCCUAACAAGCUGGCCAGGCUGUGUACUCUUUCCAGCCAUCUACUAGCAGAGGAGCAGCAAUGCAACUUGGAAGGGCUAUGUGUGUAAGGACCUUGUCACAGUAGCAAAUCAUUGGAAUAUUGAGAUGUAUUAACAUUAGUACAUGUUAGGGUGGUGCCAUAUGUUCACUUGCAACAAUUGCAAAUCAUUACAAUGUAGUGACCUACUAAAUUUAGUAUGUGUUAAGAGAUAAUCUUCACCUGAAGGGGAACAACUUUGCAAUGCCAUAAGGGCCUUUAACACUUGCUAAACUGCUUGAAUGUGUGUGCGCUUGUAUUUUAACUAUACUUAGUGGUUUGCACCUACAUGUGCAUCGUUACUGCAUGGUAACUUGGGUUACUUCACAGUACCCGAAAGUUACUGCGCAGUAUAGAUGCAUGUCUACACAUGCUGCACAGUAAGGUGCAUGUAGACACUUUACUGCGCAGUAGCACUGUAUGUAUGCUCCAACUUGGGAGUAAUUUUACUCUCUUACGUGGGAGUAACUUUGCUCCCAAGUUGGACCACACACAGUGUAACUGCACUGUAAUGUUUACAUGUGUAGAUGACGGUCUAACAAGCACUUACUGUGCAAUAAGUUAUUGCACUGUAAAUAUACAUGCAGAUGCAUCCAGUAAGUGUUAAACUGAACAUAGAACAGUACCCUAUAUGACUGUGCUGCUCCUGUUUUAAUCUGCGUCAAAAUCCAGAGCAAUCAAGCCCAUGUUAAAUGCAAUAUCUAUUUACAGCCAAAAUGCCUAGUUGCUUGAUCAAAGAAAUAUUUCUUGUUUUGCUUAUAAUUAAUUUUAAAUAUAUAUACCAGGUAUUUUAUUAUUUGUAAUAAAAACAAAGUUUAUAAUUAGUAAAAUCUUUCUUAUAGGAGUUUUAAACUUAUAAUACUUAGAGAAGGAUAUAAAAUGUAUCACUAUUUUAAAGUGUUAUUUAGGGUGAAAUUACACAUUACACUCAGAUUACAUACUAAAUCUGUUGAAUAUUAAGCAGUGUUAAAUUUAGAACAUGCUGUGAGUAGUCACAUAUUAAGGAUUAAUAUCGCAUUUUGCCUGCACAGCUCUGACUUGCUGCUAGAGGGUUGGUAAGCAGAGGCGUGACUAGGAUCCAGGACCUGGGAACUAUCUCUGUCCUAGAAGGAAGGAGUGAUGCAUCCUGGGAUGCAUGAGGACAGCAAAUUGCUUGUUUUAUCUCCGUAGAGCAGACUGAAGUUACCCUAAUACAACCUAGGGAGCACAUCCCAGAGUAAACCUUGUCUGAAGUAGCAUAACUUUAAAGUGCUCCAAGGGACUUAGCACAACCCAAUGAGCUUUAACAUGAAGACACUUGCAUUUUAAAUAUCCACAGUAUGGUCUAAAUGUAACAUGCAACUUCACCGUUACAUUAUGCAAGACAAACUUAAGCAACAUAUAUUACUAGAGGUUGCCCUUUCUUCCUAUCUGAGUGACUGUCACCAAUGGAGGCUAAAACCCUUGUUUAAAAAAUUAAUUUUAAAGCAAUAUUUUGAGUUGAAGACUAAGCUUUGGGGAAAGCAAUGGAUAUUUAUGUUUUGUUGAACUAAGUGCAGCUCUUUUGUUAUGAGAAAUGCAGCAGUUUUUGGCUUACUGUCAAACUCAUUGUUCAGCACAAGCAAACGAAUAAUAGGAAAAUAUAGUAGUUCAGCAUGCAUUGGGAGCAAUGGGUAUCAGAGCCGAUAAGAACAUACAGCACAUCCAGACAAAUGUGUAUGUGCAUUUCCCUGGGGAAAAUAGCAGCACGUAGUUGUCCAUGCGGCGGACAACUUUGGCACAUGGCAAGUUGCCCCUGGUUGGGUAAGGGAGGCUGGGGCCAGUACCUGGACUGGCCCCAGCAGCCUUACCUGGGGUCCUGAGGGCCUCACAGGGCUCCAGCAGAGGCAACGGGGCAUGCAGAGCCUGGCUGGCAGCUGAAGCAUGGCUCAAGCCAGCCAAGCUCUGGUUUCAGGUGGCCCACGGUGCCACUGUGUACACCACCCUGCUUUUUUCUGCCACAGUUUUUUUUACCCUGGGGUCUCCCAGGGUCAAAAAAGUUGCUGUGCUGCAAAUUAGUAGCAUGGUGAAUGCCUACACAUGUGGCAAGUGCAGUUUGUGGUGCCACAGACAGGUCUGCAGCGCUACAAACUGCAUGUGCCCACUUGUCUAGACAUGUCCGUUUUUCAUGUGGAAAAUUUGACUUUUCGUCAGAAAUUUUUGGGCACAAAAUGAAAACUUUUAAUUUAUGGGUUUGGGGAUGUACCAUGAAAAGUGUAAUUUUUCUAUAGAAAGUAAGAUUUGUGAGAUGAACUGGGUGCGGGGGGGAGGAGGGGGGGGGGGUUCAGCCAGUGGUGUAUGGAAAGCUGACAGCUGGAAAUCUCCAUUUAGUUGAAAACCAAGUUUUCCACUGAACCCAGUCUUCAUGGAAAUGUUCAGCAGCUACAAGCAUCUGUUUUCAAAGCUGACAUCAGUUUGUAGGAGAGCUAAAAAGAAAGACCAAUCCAGACCCUUAAAAAAGGCACAGCUUUUAUACCAGUCUUCCUUGAAGAGGGCUGCUACUGGGCAGUCCCAGUGCCUCCAUGAAAUAAUAGGGUUGGUCAGCAAGUUAGGGAGCACCACACAUAGAAUUAUAGCACUAGAAAGAAGCAGGUCUCUUCCUUCUUAGCCCCUGGCAUUGUAAACUAAGAACAAAUUAAGUUGCUCUGUUUGACCAAAUCUUAGAUGUGUGUGCCUGUGUGUGUAUGUAUGUGUCCUGAAUGAUAUCUGCCCUUCACAGGGGGAGGUCUAAUGCCUACAUUCUUGUACAAUGAAGAGUUACACUUCAAUAGUCUGUUUAAUAUUGAUCUAUGACAAAAACCUGUAAAGUUGAAACUGACAUCUUCUUGUAUUUUAGUCACCAGUGAUAAGUUCUUAUCAACAUCCAUAAACCUAUGAAUUAUAACAGAGAACGGGAAAUGUAAGAAUGUUUUUUGCUGCUAAAGGAAGAAGCCAUUGACUUUUGUAUUCCACAUCAACAUAGCUUUCUAUAGGUCGAUCCAUCAGUGUUUCUUUGCUCAUUUUGUGGAGUUCUAAUUACACGUGUGUGUAUGCUGUAUACUGUUGUGUUUUCCAACUGUUCCGUUUCAAAAACAACACUGCAUCUCAGGUCUGAAUACGCACCAAGAACUGUAUUUAAAAAAAAAACAUGCUCCAGUGAGUAUGGAUCAUAAGUAGGCUGUGCUUCAAGAGCACACAACACCCAACGAAUGAAAAAAGACAAGUUUGCAAUGGGUCGGUUAACAAAUGGAUGGGAAAUUCCAUUCAUAGGAGGGUCUACAACCUGCUUCAUAUACAGUGGCAAUCUCUAUCAGAGCAUAAAAAAGAGAAAAGAAGAGUGACUGUGAAGAGUAGGGGAAGGAAGGGAUAAAGAAGUUUCCAGGGUUUGGCCAGAGGAUUUAUGUGCAUUCAGAUCCACUGGUUAAAAGACCCACAUUGAGUGAAACAAUAAAGCAUGACUCUAUUGUCAUUCAUAAAUUAGGCUUCAGGCUGAUUAUGAGGACUCCACCCUGCAACCAGUUGCAGAUUACCCUUAUGAAUACUUUUAUUUGGGGCUUUGUAUACAGAUAGUCAGAAUUUUACAGUAAGAACUAAAUUCUAACACAUUCUUUGGGUUUGAACAGCAUGCAUACAGCAAAACUACUGCAGAUAUGCUAUACACAAGGGCAUACUUCAGUGAGCUAUCAGUAGAGCUUUGGGGAGGAUGAAUAUUUUCAAUUUCAUAAGAGAUUUUGAACUGCAGCUUUAUUCUGAAUUAGAACAACUGCCCUCCUCCUCCCCCUCAUUCUCUGCCAAAGGAAGUUCUGGGGGGGAAAUCUUUUUUAAUAAAAUUACUUUUUUAUGUAUAAAAUCAUCCCAUUUAGGUAUUUUUUCAAUUAAAUUGGAACAUACACUUAGCAUAAAAAAUUCAAAACUGAAAGCUAUUCCAAAGCAAAAAAAAUAUAUAUUUUGUCCCCCAAAUGUUAAAAUGAACUGCUUCGACAUUGCCAGACUUUUUUGUUUUGAUUUUGAUUCCCUCCUAAACAAAUUUUUGGCAAAAUCAAUGUGAUUUUGCAACACAUUUCAAUUUAGAUGGAAUUGCAUCCUCUGAAUGAAAAUAGUUAUGUCUGUUUUGUCUGACCACAUCUACUUAGGAAGACUUGCUAAUUUUUGUUUUCCAAAGAGCAUUACUUAAUGGCUAAUCUGUCAUAGAAAAGAGGGAUGGAGAAUCAGAGGUGUGGGCAGCAGUCCUCACCUAACCCAAUCUACAGGCUAAAGAGUUAUGCUUAUAUUUGAGGGGGUGAUAGAAACUGCAAAGCUACUGAAUCAGUGUUCUCUAUGUUGUGUGUUGGAACAUUCCAAGAACCCUAUAGAUAUUCUCUGUACAAGGUUACAAGUCUUCUUCCUUUAGUUCAAUAUAUUUGGCAUUGCAGAUGUUAAUACAAUUAAGGGCCAUAUCAUAGUUUUGACUUCUGUGGGUGAUAAAAAUAAAAAUAGAAUUUCACAUGCAAAAUGACACUAGGAUACAUGCUUUGACUCUUAAACAUUUUAUCAACAGACUUCAAUCUGAUGUGUAAGUCAUCUGCUAGUUCUUCCUUGUUUUAAAGUUAGUAAACAAUAGUGUCUUGUGAUAAAUCCUCUCAACAAUCAAUUAGGUAAAAAUAUGGAAAAAGUUCAUUUUCAGAUGCUGAGGUCAAUGUUUGUGGGCCUACCACUUGUAGAUGAAGCAUUAUGAUGAUGAUUGUACACUUAUUUUUGUAAUCUUAAAAUUACUUUGCAUAAAUGUUCAUUUGUUAAGUUUUUAGAUCCUUCUGCAUGAUAUUUGUUCAUAACAACAAGCUCAUUACAUAGCUGAGCUGUCAAAAAAUAGUACAAACAAUCUAUGAAUUGUUAUUUUGUCUAUAUAUGUCCAUGUGGGAGAGCAUAUGUAUUAUAAACUAUCUUCUGUGAACCUGAACUGAAUGUAAACAUAAAGUGAAUCAAAUAUGGCAACAGUCAGAUUUAACCUUUAUUUUCAUAUAGUACAAAUAAUUUAGGAUUUUAACUAUAAAUAUUAUAGGAAUAAAGUGGUCGUUCAGUUUAUUUUCUGCCCUUCAAGUUUAUUUGAUCAAGUACAAUGUGCAAUUACUAUUUAUUGUACAUGUGCUAUUAAACAGGGCUGUAUUUGUGGCUGUUCUUAUAAAAAGUAUAUUUUGGUCUGUGCCAGAAAUGUUAUUUGAAAAGUAUAUUUAACUAAUGAGCUAAAAAACAUACUGUAGAUGUAUAUGUUUAACUGCAUUAGUACUGUAUUAAAUAGUGCCCAUGCAAUUCAGGAAAAUAGUGUCUAAUUUUGACUCUGUUUUUGUCCAUCUAUUAAAAAUAAAUACAUUUAUUUUAUUAUCAAGCAGAGUAAA